GUAUAAUUUUUUAAUUGAAACAUUUAAAAUUUUUUUUUGAAAUCCUUAUUAUAUAUAUAUAUAAUAUGAAUACAACUUGGGAAGAUUUUUAUGCUAUCCAUCCACCACCUCAAGAUUUUGAUCAGAGUGAAAAAUUAUUAAAAGCAUUUGUACAACGACAAUUGAAAAAAAAUAAUAUGGUUGUAUUAAUAACAAGUGGUGGGACAACAAUACCUCUAGAAUACAAUACAGUAAGGUUUGUAGAUAAUUUUAGUGCAGGAACAAGAGGAUCUGUAUCUGCAGAAUACUUUCUAGAAAAUGGAUAUUGUGUAAUUUUUGUGUAUAGAGCUAAUUCCUUGGAACCAUUUUCAAGACAUUUUAAAGGACAAAAAAUUUUAGAUAUGAUAGAAAUCAAUAAACAAAAUGAAAAAUGUAUAGUUACAGUUUUACCGCAAUAUACAGAAAAUUUGGUAAAAAUAUUUCAUAAGUACAAAGAAACUUUAAAUCAAGAUAAAUUAUUACAAAUCACUUUUACUACUCUUUCUGAAUAUCUUUGGCUUCUUCGAUCUGCUUGUCAAGCAUUAGCUCCUCUUAAAAAUAAAGCAAUUUUAUAUCUAGCAGCUGCAGUUUCAGAUUUUUAUAUUCCAUCUAAUGAAUUGGCAGUUCAUAAAAUUCCUUCUACUGGACCACCAACAAUAUCUCUUCAAUUAGUACCAAAAAUCUUAGCUCCUCUUGUAAGUUUAUGGGUUCCAGAAGCUUUUGUGGUAUCUUUCAAAUUAGAAACUGAGGACAAUCUUCUAAUUUCAAAAGCAAGAGAUGCAUUAAAUAAAUAUAAACACAAUUUAGUUAUAGCCAAUGUAUUGCACACUCGAAAACAGAAAGUAAUAAUUGUUAGUCAAGAGGACAUCUAUGUUAUUUCUCUUACUAAUGAACAAUUAAAUAAAGGUGAAGAAAUCGAGCAAUCAAUUGUUAAUAAUCUUAUUGAAAAACAUCAAAUUUUUAUACAAUCUACUGAACAAUGUGAGUGUUGAUGAACAUUUUCCUUAUGUAUAUUAAAUUGAUAAAAUGCAUUUUAAUGUAUUGAAUAAAUAUUAAAUACAAUGUUGAAUAAAUAUUAAA
Apis cerana (Asiatic honeybee) is the source of this 1098-nucleotide messenger RNA. RefSeq names its product phosphopantothenoylcysteine synthetase (gene Ppcs). The record is from RefSeq and is a predicted model, not a curated record. NCBI's taxonomy places the organism in Eukaryota, Metazoa, Arthropoda, Insecta, Hymenoptera, Apidae.